Strongylocentrotus purpuratus (purple sea urchin) is the source of this 1086-nucleotide messenger RNA. RefSeq names its product glutathione S-transferase alpha M14-like. Gene Ontology annotation, molecular function: glutathione transferase activity. NCBI's taxonomy places the organism in Eukaryota, Metazoa, Echinodermata, Echinoidea, Camarodonta, Strongylocentrotidae. The record is from RefSeq and is a predicted model, not a curated record. Bases 238 to 738 code for a protein of 166 amino acids. Gene Ontology annotation, biological process: glutathione metabolic process. The transcript has 3 exons.
AAUUGCAUGAGAUCGAGAAGGCACUGUUGUAUUAUGUUAGCUAUAUAGAUUCUUUCGGUAGCUUUUUGGGUCGAGAAAUAGCUAGGGAGGGGGCGCUGAGUCAUCCCUCAAGACGAGAGAUGGAGGCAAUUUUUUCAUUAUGAUAUAUAUUGACACGCCGUGAAUUUUUGUGUUUUCUCCUUUGUAAUAUGAGAAAGAAAAAGAAAAUCUAUUUUCUUCUAUAUAGAUGGGAAGCUAAUGUUCAGGCAGAUGCCCCUACUAGAGGUAGACGGUCAAUGUUUGAUCGGUAGUGAAGCCAUUCUCAGAUAUGCAUGUCGAAAGGGAAACUUGAAUGGAAAAACAGACCAAGACAAAUACAGAAUUGACAUGCUUUCAAUGGGUGCGAAGGAUAUGGCGUUUCCUAGCCUCAUGUCGCCAAUCUUUCUAGAGGUACAGUUCACCAAGGAAGCAGCUGAUAAAGCCAGUGAAAACGGUAUCAAAGAAUGCAGAGAACGCUAUCUACCAGUCUUCGAAAAGGUUUUAGAUGAGAGUACAUCCGGGUUCCUGGUAGGAGAUUCAAUGAGCAGGGCUGAUAUCAUGCUGUUCGAUGGUCUCUGCUAUCUUCAUGAAGAUCCUAAACUCGAAUCAGAACUGCAGAAUUUUCCUCGCUGCUCGGUGAGAGCCUUGAUCUUUUGGGCAAAAUCUGUGCAAACAAUAGUGCUGCUAGUAGAAGAAACUGAUAAUUGUUAUAUAAUAUAGGCAUUCAUGUCCAACAUUCAUGAUAUACAUAAUUAUGAGCCAAUGUCAUGUUUCGACACGAUAUUAAAAUGAACAGACAAAACAGCAAUAACACAGGCCAUCACCGACUAUAUACAACAACAUUGACGUGUUGUAUGUACAAGUUUUGGGGCAGUGAAAAAUUGUUAUCUGGCUUUCCAAUACGUUAAGACAAGAGUAAAAUCAAAUGCGAUGAAUUUGAGCGGCAUUUUAUUGAAGUAGGAUUAAAAAAAAAAAAAUUUAUGAAGAACCGUAAAAAUUUCAUAUUACAGACACUAUAUUCCUUACUUGUCAUUAUCUAAACGUUGAAAACAACAUCUUUCUGUAGGC